CGGGAGUCAGAAGGGCCCCGAUUCCUGUUCAUCUGAGACCUCCAAAGGGGUCUCUUUUCCGUGCAGUUUCUUGCUCGCCUUUGGAGGCUCCAGAACCGAGUCCAGUUGAUGGUCGCUGAGUCCCCGUUGGGCAGACAGAACAGUUUCUUCCUGGACCGAGGACACCCCCCUGCCAGUCAGAGGGAUCCUCUUCCCCCUGAAUUCUCCCUUCCUUGGCCUUCUCUCUGUCACCAGCGACCGGCCCCCCGCCAGGCGAAAUGGGAAGCGCUGAGCAGUUAACCCAUUAUCAGGACUGGAACCACGACCGUGUGAACAUUUAUGAUUUUGUCUGACCACUUCCAAGAAAGGGCUUUUCAGGGCUUGACUCCUUUUGUCAAAGACGCCAGAGAUGUCGGGUGGGAGGGGGAGGAGGGACGGGCAGGGGGGGGCAGGAGGGGGGAAAAGAACCCACAGAUGUCUGGGCCGAAGAUUUCUUUCUUUAAAAAAAACAAGCAAACCCUCCGCAAACCACUAAAGUUUGCCAUUAAAAUUGACACCAGGGGAUGUCCGUAAAAGCCAUGUCCAUCUGGGAUUGGCUAGCCCGCCGGAAGUGGCUCGGCCGACGCGUUUUCUAACAGAUAAGUCCAUUGCUAGAGCCCUUUCCCCCUGCAACCGUCUCUCCCGCUCGCCCAGCACACAGCAGAGAGUCGGUCGCUAUAUUUUUUUCCCCCCCCCCCCCCGCAAGAUCUCGCCUGCAGGGUUCAUUCUCACAGCGUUUCUGCGAUUUCCCUCCCCCUCCCCCCCAUACUAACACCCCGCUUGGGGUCUCCCCCACUGCCAUUUCGCCUUCAACUUGAGGUUGGGGUGGUUGGUGGUUCUAUGGGGCAGGGCCAUGGCCAGCAGCCACCAGUCCGGGCUGCGCUUCCUGCCGCCCCCUUUCCACCACCCGGGCUGGAGAAGUCAUCCUCAUCCUGAAUUCCUGGCGCCCAGGACCAGCCCUUCUUGCCUGUACGCCUCCAGGCGCAAAGACUCGGCGCCCUCUUGCUUGGAGUUCGAAGCCGGCAAAUGUCCUCCCGGGCCCCGGCCAGAAGUUUCUCCUCUCCCCGGGCUGGAGAGGAAGGAGGCGGCUUUCUCGGUCCGCCAAGGUGGACCUCCCCCGCCAAACUUCGCCUCCGGUGCCCUUCCGCAGCCUGGCGUCACCAUCUUCGCGCCUCCGCCACCUUGCGAAGAAUUAACUUCCACCGCACCUAACGGGAAUUUACUCGGAGGCAGCCCUUCACCUUCGGACUUCGCAGAGAAAAGAAAUUACCAGGGGUCUAUCCUGCUGAAACCGAGCUAUGGACAAGGGGAGAGCAAAGGAAGAGAAGAAGAGGAGGAGGAGGAAGAAGAAGAGGAAAAUUUCUUGCCUAAAGCUCCAUCAUUAGACCUACCUCAACGCGGUAAAACUUCACAAGGUAACCCCGCGGCCAACUGGCUCCACGCCCGCUCAUCCCGGAAGAAACGAUGUCCCUACACCAAGUACCAGACCUUGGAACUGGAGAAGGAGUUUCUGUUUAAUAUGUACCUCACCAGGGACCGUAGACACGAAGUGGCCCGCCUCCUCAACCUGAGCGAGAGACAAGUCAAAAUCUGGUUUCAGAACCGAAGGAUGAAGAUGAAGAAAAUGAACAAGGAACAGGGGAAAGAAUGAAGGUCCCCUCCCUCUUUCCUCCCCCAGUUUGCGUCCGUCUUUGAAACUUAUGUUGUAUAUAUGGGCAAUGAUCGCUUGAGAUUGGGGGAAGAAGGCACAGCGGAGCAGAGACACUACUUGGUUUAGCUCAGAGGAGUUCAUAACGAUUACACCUGUUCUGUUCCUCUGCGUCUUCCUCCCCCCCUCCCUUUUCAAAACUGUUGAGGAGGUUAGGCUACACUGUGAGGAAUCGCAGCUCGGGCACUUGCAGAUUGAUGAUUGACAAGACUUUCCUGUUGAUUUCACGGGGCACCCCCGGUGGCUCCUUGAGAUAGUCUUCCCUGAGGUGUACUUUUUCCUGCCCCAGCCCAAACACUGUCCCAGACAAGGAGCCCCCCACCCCCGCCACUGGGAAGUUCUCUUAGAGCCAGCUUCAGGAAAUUGGCUCCACCGCUGGCUCCACCACUGAAUCUCUGCAGGAUUUCCUGGAGGAGGGUGCCCCCCCCCCCGAAUUUCUUUGUCCCAUAUUCCUUGCAGAGGGGAGACCAGGAGGGAAAGCCCAUUUGAUCCUCCAUCUAUUUUAGAGCCCCUAAGCCAAUUUCCUGGUCGCAGGGGGGCGAAAAUGUUACUGCAUCCUACAAUCCCGCGCAGAGUUGCUCCCCACUGAAAUGAAUAGGCUUAAAUUGGAGUAAGCCUCAUUGGGGACAGUGAAACACCACCCCUUACGUAAAAAGAAGUCCCCCAGAGACAACUGAGGGACUUUCCCAAUAUAAAUAUAUUGAUAUAAAAAUGUUCCCAGUGGCACCAGGGUAGAUACCUUGCCACUAGGCACAAAGGAGGGUGGGGGGUCUUCUUCGCCCCUUCAUUUCAAAAAGCUUGCUCAAGAGAUCUUAAGGUGUCCCGUAAGUUGUCCCUAACUUUUAAGGGGUAGAGAGGGACGCUUCUUCCUCUUCCGCCCCCACGAGGGUCAGGUGGUAGAAAUCCCUGCCUUCGCAACAGUGAAGAGAACGCGUGCGUUUUGAGGGUCAAGCUAUUUAUGGUUUAUGGUGGAAAUUAGUAUCCUGAAAAACCAUUCAAGUGCCAAGCAUGGUUUGAGGGAACUUCUCUGGACCUUUCCUCUCCUCCUCCUUUUCCUCCUCCUCCAGGCAGGUUUCUGCGGAGGAGUUUUAAUACUUGAAUGUUCUAGGCAUAUUUUCGUCUGAACCCCCGUUGCUCCAGGAGGACGCAGCCAUCUUUCACGUUAGCACGAAAAUAAAGUUCCGAGUGGCAUAAAAAGCUUUGGAUGGCCUUCGGCGGAGAGGGAGAGCUCCGCUUGCGCGCAAAUAUAAAAGACAGCCAUCCUCAUUGUUUACACACAAGGGGAAAAAAAAUAUCCUUCCUUUCAUACUCGGAAGAAUGGGAUUCUCAGCCCUGAAAGCUCAGCUGGGGGUCUCACAUAUCUGCUCGCCUUUCGACUCCUACCCCACAAGAUUCUGUUGUUGUUUUGACUGUUUCUAACUAGCUCCCCUCCUCCUUGCAUCGGCGGGGGGAAAUAGGUAGUUAAGUAACUUAGUACAAAAGUGAUCCUAUGACGUGUUUAUUUUUUAAGGAAAAAAAAGUUUUCAGUGUUCGUGACUGUGCUUUUGUGAAGUUCCGCUUGUUUUUUCUGUGGCUUUUAGGAAUAUAAAAUGGGGUCUAUACCUGCUAGUUGCAGAACUGGCCCGGUAUCUGUGUAUAUAAUUUAUCUCCAUCCCUUUCCCGUGCUUACCAGGCUAAACGACCAGUACUUUCUAGAAGUAACACUGCUACGUCCUGACAGGUUUUGGGUGGGGGAACUAUGACAAGAGACAGGCGGAAUCCAUGUCUCUCUUUCAGGUAAUUUCUGGGCGAAACGGUUCCAACGGAGAUAUCUAAUUUCAUAGAAUGCUGUAUAGGAUUUUUGUACCGUUUCUUCCUGAGGAUUAAGCCGUUGUUUUUUUCCUGUAGAGAUUUGAUAGGCGUAUUUUGAGCCUGGAGGAGAGCUUCCCCUGCUUUGUAGGGUGCUCCGAAGUUGGGCCACAAAUUUUUUAGGAUAGACUUCAAUGUAAAAUAUUCAACAUUUUUAAGGGGGGAAAAAGAUUUUAGGAGUUGUGAUGACUUCACUCAAAAUCCACGGGGUAUUUCCUACCCCAAAUAAGUUUUCUUUUUAGUAGGAUUCCAAGCAAAUAGUAGAUUGGGUGCUUUUUAUAGCUUCAACCCUUAAUUCUUAGAGUGUCGCUCAAACUUAGUCCAAUAUCACCUUGUCUUACUACGCUAAUUUUGCAAUGGAAUUCCCGAGGAAGCUUUCGGUUCCAGGAAAAAAUAAACAUUUUUUAAAAUUAGUUUUUGAACAGGCCCUCUAUAGCAACAUUUGAGAUUUGAGAAGAUGCUCUGGUUUGGCUGCAUUUCGUUUCUCGCCUGGGUUUUAGACGGGUGUCCAAACCAGCUUGGAACAUAACGCUGCGAAACGCCACCCUUCCAUCCUUUUCAAGGGUGGCAAUUCGCAUUUUGCAAAACAAAUUCUCUCCGCAAAUCUCUUCACUAGCUCUAGGGGUAGGCUUAUAGGAGAGAAGACAAGAAAUCUUUUUUAAAAACUUUUUUUUUGCGCUAAAGCAUGGCUUUAAAAAAGAAAUUAGAUGAUUUCGUUAAAAGUGAGAGUUUUUUAGUUAAAAAAACCCCCUUCAUUAUUUGUUUCAUUCUGUAAAGUCGAAAUGUGGGUCUCCCCCACAAUUGUUUAAUGACUCAGCCUUGUUUUUUUUUUUGGGGGGGGGGCUUCUCACACCUGUAUUAUACUGCUUCUAUUAGAUUUCAGAAAUAUUUGCAACCUCACUGUCUGUUUUUUGGCUCUUUAGGGUGCAUUAUAAAGAUCUGGGAGGGGUUUUCUGUUGUUUUUGGUCCGAAGGUGGUUUUUUUUUACUUUAAAAAAAGUCGGGAAGGGGGAGAUUCUAAGAAUUCAUUUCCUGUGUAUUUUUUGCUUCCGUGUUACGCCUACCGCACCACUAAAACCAUUCAGCAAAACAGAAAUAAAAGCGGUUUUCCGUCUUUUCAA
Sphaerodactylus townsendi is the source of this 4694-nucleotide messenger RNA. It is a transcript of the gene HOXB9, whose product is annotated as homeobox B9. The transcript has 2 exons. Lineage: Eukaryota; Metazoa; Chordata; Lepidosauria; Squamata; Sphaerodactylidae. Bases 872 to 1669 code for a protein of 265 amino acids. Gene Ontology annotation, biological process: regulation of transcription by RNA polymerase II; embryonic skeletal system morphogenesis; anterior/posterior pattern specification. The record is from RefSeq and is a predicted model, not a curated record. Gene Ontology annotation, molecular function: RNA polymerase II cis-regulatory region sequence-specific DNA binding; DNA-binding transcription factor activity, RNA polymerase II-specific. Gene Ontology annotation, cellular component: nucleus.